Messenger RNA from Chenopodium quinoa (quinoa), 1247 nucleotides. RefSeq lists its product as uncharacterized. The transcript has 2 exons. Bases 640 to 1032 code for a protein of 130 amino acids. Lineage: Eukaryota; Viridiplantae; Streptophyta; Magnoliopsida; Caryophyllales; Amaranthaceae. The record is from RefSeq and is a predicted model, not a curated record.
UUAUAUUGUGGUAUAUAUAGCGUGGAGAAGUGAGAAAGUGGUAGAGAGAGAGGAAUGAUAUAAAUUUUUAUACCAUGAGUGAUGAUGGUUUUAACAAACGAAUAUUAUUAUUAAACUGAGGGGUUUUGGUUUCUUUCUAUACUCCAACUUACGGAGUAAAAAACAUGAAAUUCAAAGGAUUUUUUUGUUUUUUUUUUUUAAAUUCAAAGGUUGGAGUGGCGUGUUGGUGCACCCUGCAGGCUGCAGAUUACAGACUACAUACUACAGGUUUACAGCAGAGCAUCAUCAAUUCAGCAGUACGUAGACUGUACGGAUUAGAUAAGUCCAAAAAGCCUAAAAUCUUUUCCAAUUUCAACUAACACAAUAUUUAUGCUUUCAAAAAAAAAAAAAAUAUUUCUCCCCACACAUUAACCGUUAACCUUUCAUCACAUCAAUAUCGACGGCCAUAAAUCCAUACCAUUUACUACGGUCUAUCUUAAGUAAGUAGACCGUUCACACUGAAUAACUCACUCUGUAGUCAAUUAACCGUCUAUAUAAAGCAACUUUCAGUCUCCUUCUCUUCAACCUCGCUCCACCAUUUCAUUUACAAACCCUAGCUGUGCAUAGCUACUCUCUCUCCAACCUUAGCCGAUUCAGGAAAUGUCGAACCAGAAUACUCACUACGUGGGGACAAUUGGGUUGAUAUAUUCACCGAAUGACAAUACCACUGUCAGCACAAAACAGAGCGGAGCUAGUACUGGAAACUAUGAGAUGACCACCAGGAGCAACAACUACGACAAGCAGAGUGGCAGCUACUUGCGCCAGACUGCUAAGGAGUCGUACUCAAGUGGGGAUUACUCUAACAGGGGGAAAACCGGAUACAAGGCUGAGUACAAGACUAGCUCAACUGUGAAGGUUGGCGACAAAGGAGGUUACACUGAGUACUACAAGCAGGAGAAGGUCACUAGGGUGAACUAUGACAGUGGCAGCAACUCUGGAGGUAGCAAGGGCAACUACAACUAUGGUGGUGGUGGCAACAAGUAUCUUUACUAAUGGCGCUCUCUAGGCUCGUAGGUUCCUCGUCAGGAAAAUAAAUCAAUUUAGGAAUUUGAUGCUCUAAUGUAGCUGAUCCAAAUACUAUCGUCUAGCAAUGGUUGAUUUGGAUAUUUGAUGUUAUUAUGCAGUUUUAACUUUGAAGUGAAACUAGAAUUGGCUCUUUUGGUCUUUAAAACUUAAAAGUAAUGGAGGUAGGAAAUUAAAUGUUUGAA